This is a messenger RNA of Neltuma alba, 4697 nucleotides long. RefSeq names its product myosin heavy chain, striated muscle. The record is from RefSeq and is a predicted model, not a curated record. The coding region runs from base 350 to 4339 and encodes 1329 amino acids. The transcript is spliced from 9 exons. NCBI's taxonomy places the organism in Eukaryota, Viridiplantae, Streptophyta, Magnoliopsida, Fabales, Fabaceae.
AAGAAGACAGAGUUAGACAGAAAUACCAUUUACUUCAGAUCUACUGAUUCUGCAAGCUUUCAAUUCUCGAGCUCGCGCAUGAGUUUUAUUGCCUUCAAUCCUUUGUGUUCUCCAUUUCCUCCAUCUUCUCUUUGCCUUACGCUGUUCAUUUGUGGAUAUCAAGCUACCGAACUCCGUGAUGUGUUAAAUGUCACCCGGCCACGGCUGGAACUGUACUCACCGGCGUUUCGUCGGAAUCCAGUUCAAUGAGGGUGCUUAUCUUUCCAGAUUGAAUCUUUUCAUGCUAUUGAACCGCGUUUUCGGGGUCAGUGUGGCAUGUGAAGGUGAGUUGGCGGAGGAGUGAGCGAAAAUGUUCCGGUCGACGAGAUGGAGGAGCGAGAAGCACAGAAUCAAAGCUGUUUUCAAGCUACAAUUCCGUGCUAGUCAGGUUCUGCAAUCUGGGGUAAAUGCAUUGAUAUUGUCUAUAAUUCCGGAGGACGUUGAAAAGCCAACGACGAGAUUAGAGAAAACAGCGGUUCGAGAUGGAGUCUGUAGAUGGGAAAAUCCGGUUUACGAAACAGUCAAAUUCACACGGGACCCCAAGACUGGGAAGAUCCAUGAGAGGAUAUAUUAUUUUGUCAUAUCAACGGGACUAAGGAAAGCAAAUUCCAUUGGGGAAGCUUCGAUUAACUUCGCUGAUUAUGCUGAGGCCGCGAAACCUUCCGCUCUCUCUCUUCAGAUCAAGAAUUCUCAAUGUGAUGCUGUUUUGCAUGUAUCAAUACAGAGGGUACAGGAAAAUGACGACAGAAGAGAAGAGGAGGAAUGCGAAGAAUCCAGAACAAAAUCCCAAGAUAGAACCUUGAGAACCUAUUUAAUUAAUGGAGAUGCGGAUGAAAGUCCUGCAAGUAAUUCUGCCGAGGAUGUCUCUUCCAAAGCAAUUACCCUUAGAACUGAAUUCAAUGCUGAUUGUAGGACAUCUAGCGGAUCUGAUCUUACAUUGUCCAGUUCUGGCAGCAGCUCAGGACUUGAUACUCCCAAAGAUCUUGGACUAAGAAAUAAUAACAUCCAUCAGAAGCCACAUGGUUUGGUUUCAUGUAUUGCCCGCACCUCAGAGCCUCCGAAACCUUCUGAAAAUACUUCAACGUCAGUACUUGAUGAACCCCCAAGAUUAAACUGGGACUGGUCAGCUGAUUCGGAACGUGGUUUGAGUGCAGAUGAGUUGGUAAAUGGUUCUUAUGAUGCCCUUCCAAGAGAACGGUCUCAAGAGGCAUCGGAUAGGGAGAUUGAAAGACUCAAGGCUGAGCUUUCUGCUUUGACAAGGCAGGUGGAUGUGACAGACUUGGAAGUACAGACUCUUCGGAAACAAAUUGUCAAAGAAAGCAAAAGAGGGCACGAGCUCUCAAAAGAACUUGUUAGCUUGAAAGAGGAAAGAGAUGCACUCCAGACAGAAUGUGAGAAUCUUCGGUCUUUUUACAAACGUAUGGAUGAGGCCAAACUUAAAAGCAGUGAACAGUUGGAAACUGGUGAUCUGCGCACGCUUGUUGAGGAAAUUAGACAAGAAUUAAAUUAUGAAAAGGCUUUGAAUGCCAAUCUUCAGCUACAACUAAAGAAGACGCAGGAAUCAAAUGCUGAACUUGUUCUUGCUGUACAGGAUCUAGAUGGAAUGUUGGAGCAGAAAAAUAGAGAAGUAUGUAAUGUUUCCAAUAAUUACAGACUCAGUAAAAAUUUCCAAGAGUUGAGGGGAAAUCUCUCCAAAUAUGAAACAGAUGAUGAUGAAGAACAGAAAGUCCUGGAAGAUAUCGUUAAGGAGCACAGCAACAUUAAGGGGAGACACAUACUUGAGCAAAAGAUUAUUGACCUCUAUGGUGAAAUAGAGAUCUAUAGGAGAGACAAAGAUGAAUUAGAGAUGCAGAUGGAGCAGCUUGCACUUGACUAUGAGAUACUGAAACAGGAAAACCAUGACAUUGCAUAUAAGUUGGAGCAGAGCCAACUGCAAGACCAGUUAAAAUUGCAGUACGAAUGCACAUCUCCUGAAGCAGCACCAAAUGACCUUGAAACCCAUAUUGAGAGUCUGGAAAUUAAGCAGCAGGCAAAGUCGGAGGAUUUGUUAGAUUCUCUGGCUACCAUUAGGGAACUUGAAUCCCAAGUCAUAAGAUUGGAGGAAGAAUUGGAUAAACAUUCUCAAUCUUUUGAAGCUGAUCUAAAAGCUGUGACGCAUGACAAAUCUGAGCAGGAGCAAAGAGCCAUCCAAGCAGAGGACGCUUUGCAAAAGGCCAGAAUUCAUAUUGAGAGUCUUGAAAAUGAACUCAGGAAACAAUCCGAAGAUUUCUCAGAUUCUAUGACUACCAUUAAGGAACUUGAAUCCCAUAUCAGAUGUUUGGAGGAAGAAUUGGAGAAACAAGCACAAUCAUCGGAAGCUGAUCUAAAAGCUGCAACACAGGACAAAGUUGAGCAGGAGAAGAGAACCAUCCAAGCAGAGGAUGCAUUGCAAAAGACCAGAAUCCAUAUUGAGAGUCUGGAAUUUGAGCUCAAGAAACAAUUGAAAGAUCUCUCAGAUUCUGUGGCUACCAUCAAGGAACUUGAAUACCAUAUCAAAAGAUUGGAAGAAGAACUGGAGAAACUAGCACGAUCAUCUGAAGCUGAUCUAAAAGCUGUAACACAGGAAAAAGUUGAGCAGGAGCAAAGAGCCAUCCUCGCAGAGGAAGCUUUACAAAAGACCAGAAUUCAUAUUGAGAGACUUGAAAUUGAACUCAAGAAACAGUCAGAAGAAUUUUCAGAUUCAAUGGCUACCAUUAAUGAACUCGAAUCCCAUAUCAGAAGAUUGGAAGAAGAAUUGGAGAAACAAGCGGAAUCUUUUGAAGCUGAUCUAAAUGCUGUAACACAGGACAAAGUUGAGCAGGAGCAAAGAGCCAUCCGAGCAGAGGAAGCUUUGCGAAAGACCAGAAUAAAAAAUGCUAAUGCAGUUGAAAAGCUUCAAGAGGAAUUUAAAAGGCUAUCAAUGCAAAUGACGUCUACGUUUGUCGCAAAUGAGAAGGCUGCCAUGAAAGGAUUUACAGAAGCAAGUGAACUGCGUGCAGAGAAUAAUAUACUGAAAGAAAUGUUACAGAAGGUCAAAGAAGAGCCUCAGUCAGUCAAAGCACAUUACGAGGUGAAACUGAAUGAACUUUCCAAUCAAAUUGAUUCAAUGAGAGUUAAGACACAACAGAUGUUGUUGGAAAUUGAGGAUAAGUCCAAGCAACUUGAAAAUCAGAAGAAGGCUGAAGAAAAAGUUUGUAGAGAUCUUUUUGAGGAGAUGCGGAUUCUAAAGGCAGAGAAUGAAAAGCUUAAAGUAGAGAUUUUGCGCCUAUCCGAGCAAGUGGAGCAGAAAAAAGUUUUCAGAACCGACUUGGAACUUAUGAAGAAAUCACCUGAGGAGUCUGAGACUCCAAUACAGAGGGGAAUUGAAGAAAGAGAUGAGUUAGUUGAUACAAUUGCUUUAUUGAGGAAGGAAGCAGAGGAGUCUCUGGAUGAACUAAAUAAGAUUACUCAUCUCAAGGAUGAAAAAGAGACAUUGGCUGAGAACCUAAAAUCGGAGUUGGAAGUACUUCAAGCUCAAUACAGAGGUUUAAGACAUUCUCUUUUUGAGGAUGAAGCUGAGAAAGAAAAGCUUAGGAAGCAAAUUUUUGAGCUGAAGGGUGACUUAAUGAAGAAAAACAAUGCAUUAAUCAACAUUGAGAAGAAGGUCAAAGAUAAUAAGGGAUGUACACCACCUCCUGACGGAACUAGAGUUGUUCCAAAGAAUACAAGAUCUUCCUCAAGCCCUCAAAAUGCAGAAGAAAUGGCUAUUCUGAGGGAGAAAAUAACUACGCUUGAGAGCUUGAUAAAAUCAAAGGAAACUGCUUUAGAAACAUCGACAACCUCAUUUUUGAAGAAGGAAAAAGAACUCCAAGACAAAAUUGAGGAGCUGGAGAAGAGAGUGGAAGAAUUCAAUCAGAGUAGUGCUUUGCAAAAGGUUGCUGAGGUUAAAAGUAUUGCAACUUUAAAUGAUGAAUAUAGAGGAGUAAGAAGUGCAGUUGAGCAUCUUAACGGCACAACAAAUUCUUCCGAAGAAAAUGCGGUUGCAUUGUCAUCCUUCAAGAGUGAUAUGAAUUUGUCAAAGAGAGAAGUGAGAAAAUUCACGAUUGAUAAAGAUGGCAGCAAUUUUUGUGAGCUCUUAACUGAGUUAGGAUCAUUGAAGCAAAAAAACAAAUCAAUGGAAAUGGAACUGAAAGAGAUGCAAGAGAGAUACUUAGAAAUGAGUCUCAAAUUUGCUGAGGUAGAAGGUGAGAGACAAAAGCUUGUUAUGACAGUACGGAGCCUCAAGAGUGCCCAGAAGAGCUAAUUAGUUCUUCAGUUCAGAUAUCUAGCUUGUUUGUGUAUAGUUGGAGGAGGUGGGAGAUCUUAAGGUUAAAAAAUGAGAAUGGGAUUAAAAUUAAAUAAAUUAAUAAUAUGUAUAUUGGCAAGAUGAAAAUGAAUUUCUUCCCUUUUCUCUUUUGGCUUAAUUAAUGUUAAAUAGCUGCCCAAUUAGGUACCAUUUUACAAAUAUUUUUCUGUAGGAUGUAAUGUCAGUGUUAUGUAGUCAACAAGAGUGCCCUUUCCUGUAUUGGUCUGUCAACAAAUCACGAUAAUGUACUCUUCACUUUUUUCUUACGUAUACAUAUUCUUUUAUUGUAUAUCAAUCAAUCAACUUAUUCUUCAAA